GCACUCACUCUCCCACUGGCGCUCUCUCUCUCCAAGCAAUGCAAGCCAUCCAUUCAUCCAUGGCCGGCACUGCCACACUUACACUCUCGCAGAGACACUCAGACAUCAAACUCCUCCGGCAGUGUGUCGGUUGACUUGAGCGACGAGAGAGCCAGGUAGGCCACCCAGAAGGACACGAGAAUCGCUGCCCCUGUCAGUUUGGACACCUUGGGGCCGCCCAGCUCACCCCCCAGCUUCGACCGACGCACAGCUAGCAGCACGAUGCACGCCAGGGCGAGAAUUGUGAACACCUGAAUAAAACACAGGCACAUCUGUGCUGCAAUGCCACGCACCAGCUGCCUGCAUCCCAUACAUACCAUAACGCUGAACCCGAGAGACCCAGCUGGCACGGCGAAGGCGCCAUCAGGAUAUUUCUCGGCAAUGUCGGGAUACUCCUCCUUCCACUUGGCAGUCGACCCACGAGCACUCCUGACAGGCAACCACCAACAGGCAUGGUUGUGCGUGUGUCUCAGGUCUGGUUUCGUCCACGCACCAAACGAAGGAUGCGAUCAUCCAGGGCAGCCCCAGGCCCAGGAACACGUUGACGGAAUUGCUGUGCGGGACGACACGUAACGUACAGACGAUGUCUCCAGACACGACACGUGUCCAUCCAAAAAUCAUUUUGUCUGCACCUCACCUGCCGGUGAUGUUGCCAAUGGAUGCGUCUGCGUAGGGGUCCUUCUGGGCCGCAGCCUUGCUCGCAAAUGUAUCGGGCAAACUGGAUUGCAUUGCAGGCAUCCACACACGGGCCAUGCAUGACAUGACAACCAACACUCAGCGUGGCUCCCUGUCGGUUUGUUUUCACCUUGUGCCGAGGGCCACGAUGGAGAUGGCGGUGAUCUGAUUCAAGACACAGGGGCAAUCAGCAGCGCACGUGUAGCUAGCUGGUCGGUCAGUAAUGCGCUUCAGUGGAGUGGAUGUCUCGCCCAUUACUUUACCUCGUCGGGGACGCCAACCACACAGCCGAAGAAACCUUUACCAACCAACGCACAGAGCGUGAGCGACAGAAGAAAUGUAAAGGAAACCAGAUUCCUCACUGGACAGAUCUUGUACGAUGGCCGUGACCAAGCCUAUCAUCCUACAUGGGCAGCCAUCCACAUACACGCACACACGCCACUUAGACAGCAUUGAAGACGGAGACAUCUAUUGGCGUGUGUGUCUGUGUGUACGCGAGUGAAGUGACGAAGCAGAGGUAUCCGUUUGCGAUCGAAGUCGGCGGGCACGUCACGCUAAAAAUCAUCUUCCUGCAGGACAAAUGGCAGCCGACCGGCAGGCAAGUGAUUUCAGCCGUGGGGCUGGCCAUUCUCACUCACCAUGGAAAUGCUCUGAGUAAGGGAGACACACAGAAGGAUGGAUAUGGGGUGUGCACGACUGCAGCGCAGGGCGCCUCUGCGUUUCGACGCUUACAUGAUGUGCAGAAUCCAGUCGACACAGCUCGCCUCAGCCUAGGAAAACACACACCGACGUGCUCGCACACAGACAGGUACCCCCACCUGUCUGUCCCCACCUGGUCUUCAGGGCUUCCGUUGCAGUAGAGGUUGGAGAUGAAUGACUCCUUCCAUUCCCUCCUGGCGGACCUGAGUGCGUCUAUGUUGCAGCCGACGUAGGUCAGCAUGUCCACGGGCGACCACACGUGCAUCCUGUCCUCACUCAAUAUGUGGCACACUGCUAUGCAACUGAGGCAGGCAGGCAGGCAGGCAGAAGCCACGAAGGGAGAAAGAAUGGUGAGACACGCCCGCCCACCAGCCAUACCGGUCAGAGAAGCCGUCUUGGGUUGGGUCGAAUGUCGCGCCGCCUUCCGCGUCAGUAAUGAUUACUGAUCAAAGGAGGACACAGCAAUGCAUUACAAGUACUCGUGCAUCCUUUGCUCACCCCUGAAGGUCUCUGCUAGCUAGAGGGAGGACAAGACAACAGGGCAGGGGAGGGGGGGAGGGAGGGAGGGAGGGAGGGGGCGACGGAGGGAAAAUGCAAGGGGGGGAGGGAGGGAAUGUAUUAAUGCAAGCAUCAUGUGGAUCUGCUAGUGUGCGCGUGCUGUACCUCAUAACUGAACGGCGGACAGACACAACACUUUGUAAGUUCCUGCUCCGACGUCAUUGGGAUGGGGUGGGUGUCUUGUGCCUUACUUGGGGUCAUCGAUGAUGGGCACAAAGAGAUGUUUGAUGCACUCGCCAGGCGCAAAACACAACUCGCCCUGUCAACACGAAAUGCGAAACGAGCAACCAGGCUGGAAUAGUCUCUACCUCGAUUGGUUCGUAGUCCAUUCCGCUCUUGGCCGUCCCAUCCUCAGUGUGGUAGUGACACGACAAAUAGCCCUCACAACCCUGCACACACGUCUCGACAAUUAGUGGAUUUGCCAAGCCAUGGACACACUGACCCCGAAUCGAUGCACAGCGAACGUUGCGAUACCCGCAUCUGGUGAGCGGUGAAGAGAAUGGAACCAGGUCGGCAUACACGGUUUGCGAUUGCCCAGCUCACCUUCCCUGAUAUAGACGGUGUCCUGAAGAAAGGCAAAUACACUCUCCGCCGACACCUCUGGCCGCUCGACCGUCACCGUACACCUGCACGGACACCAUAUGUCAUUCACGGAAGUUCCUAUACGCCAUACAUACGCGGCAGUUCUGUGUGCGCUGAGCCGGUGGUGACCUGGUGUGUGAACCGGCCAUGACCAUUGAGCCCGGCGGCGCCUCACUCGCCUCGGCAAGCACCACCUGAAAGCUCGGCGCAUGGUCCCCAUCAGGACCCUGCAGGCAUGAAACCACACACAUGUGCGAGACGCACGAAGCACCGUGUAGGGCGGAGUGAGUGACAGAAAGACCAUGAUAUAGUUGCUGCCAGCGGUGGGCCCCUCUGUCCUCUCCUGUGUCUUGGGUGCCGAGUGGAGGGGGCUACUGGGUGCAUGGGUGGGAAUGUGCACUUCAACUUCCACCAAGUCGUCCCCUGGAUUGAAUGAGAGAGUGCCGCACGGAAUCGGCACAAAGUCCCUGACCGUGCACAGAGACACGGGGACAAAUGAGGCGGAGAGUCAGCUAGGUAUGGGUUGGAGCCUUUGUACCUUCCUGGCUUCGCCGUCACUGAAUACGCCAGACACAUAAAGAGAGCAGGCAACAAGGGAGUACAUGUCUAGAUCUUGCCGGCCUUACGAGCUUUCGUGAAGAGGGAGCAUCCCACCGUCUCACUGAGGUUCUUGCUGCGCCUCUUUACCUGCAGGAGAACACAGAAAAGUCUUCAACAUAUCUCAUCAUAUAUGUAGAGACACACACAUACCUUGACUUUGGCUGUGGGCACGUCGGAGGACACCCGGAGGCUGGGCUGUGCGAAGUAUAUGCUGUGGACCUUCUUGGUAUUGAAGGCCUUCUUCGCAUCUUCGUAUGACGGGAAUGGUUUGCCGUUGUCGGUGAAGCAUGUGCGAUAGAGAGACGCCGCGGUGGACGGACCAACCAGGCCCUGAUGCACACAUACAUAAAUGCACUUACUGACUCGUUUACGGGCACCGCUCUUGGUGUCUCCGCUUGCCUUGAAGGCUGUAACGGCAUUCAGGUCAUUCCCCCCUUGUGCCAUCACCUGUCACACCACACACCAAAGAGCAGGCAGUAAGAGGCCUCGACAUCCACGUUGACGGUCACCCACAUCGAAGAGUCCCUUCCAUGAGUGUCCGGUGCACUUGGACAUCAGUUGCCGCUCGCGCACCGUCUGCAGAAAUGACCGCAGCGAUACCAUGCUGUCUGCAGGGCACAGAAAAGGACAGCGGGUAUGACAGUGCAUGGUCUCCGUUCGUCUCUCCGCAUUUCACCUUCUGCUUUGGCCCGGUCCGUCGCGCUGCUGCGGCUGAGCUGAAGGCAAUCUGCAUCCAGUAAGCAAGCACGACACAAACACCCUCUUUGUGGCCGCAAAUUCGAAAAAAAUGACACCACUGCACCGUUGGCGAUGUCUUGUCCUUUCGGCAUCUCAAGCACGUGAGCAAUGCGGCUUACGUCGCUCGCACUCGUAACUACAUCAAAGCGGGCACACGUCACAUUCACAAGGAUGCACCUCAGCCAUUCUGCUGUAUUGGUACAUUCUGAUGAUUCGUCUGUGGAGAAGAGUCCAAAUGCCCACACACAUUCGGCGACCUGAUCCAGUGAGAGCACGGUCCUCUCUUUCGGGGCUUCCGGCGGCAACACAGCGUGCUUCUUGCCACCCGUCAUGCGCCUGAUACUCUCACGCUGCAGGACACAUAAGGCACACACGCCCCAUGCAUGUGCGUAUGUACGCACCUAUGUAUGUGUGUGCAUUUAUGUGCAUGUGGCCAGCGCACCCACUCGGUAUGAGAGGUAGUUGUGCGUGGCUGCGGCCCCGAGGUUCGCACCCUCAUCGUGCAGGCUCGACGGAGGACGGCGGAGCGACUCGAAAUGCGCAACAACUACAUACAUUCAUAUUGACACUUCAAUUGCGACUCCGAUCCAGGCCGAUUGCCUGCCUUACUUGGUUCUUGUGUGGUGUCUUCUUCAAUGAUGGGCAGUAGGUCUUUGGUGUCUGUCGUUACCGCCCGCCGCGCAAACAGAUGCUCGAUGUCUGCGGCAAUCAAGAGAGGACAAAGCAUGGACCAUCUUUUGGUGCCACGGUCUAUGUGUCAACCUGAUGUGGAUGCAAAUGCGGCGGCCGAUGUGUGGUCGUCUGUCGUGUAUUGGGUAUUGACCGACCCAACGGAGCAUUGAUCCGAGUCGCGCUGCUGCGCGUUGCGACCCACAAAACCAACCUUCUUCUGCUCAUCAAACCAAAGAAAAAGAGGGAAUCAAUCGAGGCAAUACGCGCCUGUUGUGUCCAGAUUGCCCGGCUCACCUUUUCUCUGAUCAAUGAGAACGGAUCGUCAUCACAGUCAAUCAGUCGAUGAGUCAGAAGAAUGGGUAGACUGCUCCCCUCCUACUACUUACUUAAAUGAGACGGCCACCUCCGCCAGCACAUCCGCGGCCGCCUCAUCUGUUGGUUCGGCGACCGUCUCAGCGAGUGCCUUUUUGCCGGCAUUCCGCCUUGUUGGCAGCCAGAGAGUGAAGUAACCUGGGCAGAUGAGUACGUGUGUACAUUUCAUGUACGUGUGUAUCUGCAGAGACGUGACGUCAUUUACUAAACGGUCGCCCCCCUACCUUUGUCUGCCAUGAAUGCCAGCGUCACCAGCAUCGGAAAGAAAAUGAAAGUCAAGACACCUGCAAGCAGACAGGACACAGUCACGUUGAUUCAUCUGUAUGUCAAUCGUGGGAGCUUUUACCCUCCCACGGCUCAACAACAUCUGGCGACGAUCCCUUGAGAAUGAUCAGCAGCCUGCAAUGGACGAACGUAGAUACGUGUGAGACACAACAAAGACCAGUCGCUUACCAGAGGUAUGCGAAGAUGGAAGCAGACGCAGUCACUGCAUAGACCCCCACGUCCUUGAUCUUGCGGAUCUGCACGCAAAGCAGUUGACCCACAGAGAGUACAUAUGUGUGAAACACAGCAGUAGGCUCUAUUGUAUUGUAUUGUAUGCACUCACCUCCCCUGCUGGGAUUGACAUGAUACACACUGCAGAUAUCACCUGCAUGUACGCACCAACAGACACAGCACACGCACCACACGUCUCCACACGACUGCGCAGCUGCAUGCUCAUGCUCUCUGGCCGUCCAACGUAUGUCACCGGUACCAGUAGAUUAAACCUGGCGGAGCAGUAGAUAAAUUCCACUAGCUGCCCAUGACAUUGAUGCGUGUUCCCCUGCUUACGCGGCUGAUCCAACGAUGGUCGACGGCCCCAGCUGUCCAGUGUAGAACUCCUGCAGGACCACAAACAAUUCGGCAGGCUGGUCUCGGCGUGCAGCCGUGAGGCACUGACUCACUGCCUGACCCUCGAGUAUAUCUCGAUGACGGACAGGAGUAUCUCGGGGGCGGACGAGCCCAGGGCCAUGAGGGUCAGGUUGGCCACCGUGUCGUUCCACACCUUGACGUGGAAGCGCCUCUUGUAGCCAGGCGCCACCUCCUUGACCACCGGACGAAGAGAGGACGUUAUUACCUCUAUCGAACCUGCGAACCCAAAUUCAAAAGAACCACGCUGUUCUCGAUGGCAGGGGUCCCUGCGGGGAGGGAUUGUGCUCACCCAUGAAGAUGUCUGCCACUGAACAAUCAGCCCGAUAGAGAGAGAAGGAGACUUCCACGUGGUCGUUCCUUUGUUCUGCUUUGGGGCACGUGUUCGUGUGUGCCGUGCCUGUAUGUACCGAUGGCGAUGCCGAGGAACAUGUAUAUGUUGCCCGCAAGGUAGAGCACGGCCCGGAGUGCGUUAGGCCACCUCUGUUCGGCAUCUCCGAACACCGGGAGGAAAAUGCCCUCUGGACACUCUGUGCUAUCCAUGAUCACAGCCGCGCAAUCGCCGAGUCGGUUGGCGGAGCUACAACGCUCG
Messenger RNA from Vitrella brassicaformis, 6436 nucleotides. The record is from the annotation of a GenBank genome assembly. NCBI's taxonomy places the organism in Eukaryota, Vitrellaceae.